AUGGAGAUCGGUACCAACGAACUAACACGGCCUUUUCGAAUUCCACGUCGGAAAACCGGUGAAGAGACAUUGAAAGAAAGUGACGAUAAGUCAAAGCGGAAACGUGGAGCUGGUGACUCAGAUCUGCGAUCACCAUUAAUUGCGAGCGCUAGUACACGCAAAAAUGAUUCUACUUUUUCAAGCCGAAUCGUGCCACCAACCAAAAGAAAAGCAUCACAAGAACAUCGUGGGACUGCUGUAAAAAAGAAUGCAGCUAAACUUCCAUCGAGCGGUGGUGAAGUAUUUGAUAAGAUUCUCGGUAGUAUGGUUAAUCCACCUAAGGAACGGAAACCAGAUGUACCAAAAGAAAGAGACGAACCUGGUCCAAGUGGUACUAGUGCGCAGACUCGACAACAACAGCAACAGCAGCGUGGUGGUAUUCGACAGUUGACUCGAGAGGAACUGGAACGGCAACAUGUCGACAAUUCGGCAUGCUAUGCAUUCUUACGUAAAGAUGGUCUCAUGGAACGUCUAUUAGGUCAUAAGAUGCUGACUGGACGUGUUGAUUCUCAUAUUGCUUUAGGCUAUCUUCCGUUCGAUCCGAACGAACAAGCUCCAUCAAGAAAAGCGAAUUAUGCGAGUAGCAGUGCAUUCGAGGAAUUUCCAAAGAUAUGUGAACCCCCACCAGUUGCGGUAGCAGCCGAAGAACGAAGAGGUCCACGGACUCCACCUGGUUCGCCAGGUCGUGAAGAUAAUUCUUCAUUGAUGACCUCUCGAGGUGCUGCCUCAGCAUCACCGUCAAGUCCACCGCCUCCACCACCUCCUGAAGAAAUUACUGAUGCAAAGAAAGCAGUUGAUGAUUCAUCGAAUCUCAUCGCCGAGAUGGCUGAGUUAACUAAGCUUCCACAUAGUCAACUAGCCGAAUGUUUAGGUGAAGAACUGCAGAAUGCUAUGAAACAGGUCGAUCAAGCAGUACUACUGAGCACACUGAAGGAUGCCCUCAUAAAAGUUGGUAAAAAGAAUGCAUCGGAAAUGGAAAGUUCUCAACUAUCACAAGCAAUUCAAGAUGGAAGUACCAAAUUACUAGCAAUGCAACAACAGCAACAACAUAUGCAAAAUGCAGUUGAUAUUUCAUCACCAGCGGUUGAAAUGGACAUAGAAAGUGACCGGAGUGAUAAUGAUAAUGAAAUGAUCAGUGAUCAAGUGCAAGUUCUUCCGCCGCCUCCCCCAGCACCCUCAACACCACCACAUCAAUCUGUUGUACAUUUACUAAUCAGUGGUGCUAAUGCGAUCCCUUCGCAAACACCGCCAACUGUAAACAUUAUACCAACACCGCGUUGUAUCCUGCCCACACCACCCCCUCCUCCGCCAGUUGUGUUGCAACCUGCACCCCCGCCACCUGUUAUACCAACAACAUCCACUACUCUACCAGUACCACAACCACCUUCGAUUUCAUUAGUGAAUACAGGCUUGGUAAAUACAGCCCCUGUUUCAACAACACCGAUCUUGAUAAGUUCCUUCAAUACACCUCCACCGAUUCCAUUUGUUGCAUCGAACCAACAGUCCUCAUUGAAUAGCACACCCAGUCUUCAUCAAGAUACAAGCACUCUGUUUUGUGGUGGUGCUGUGGGUGUUUCAUCGUCAGUAUCAAACGUUGUUACUGCAGCGUCAUUGUUACAUACCACCACAAGCGCUCAAUUAACUUCGUUCACUACGCCACCUCCUCCAGCUAUGCCCAAUACUGCAUUACCCCCUCCAGUUACACCGUUCAUCACAGCUAGUUUACCUCGUUUACCUGUAUGUCCCAGUGAAAUUGCCAGUCCUACACCAAAUAUUGCAUCUGCAAUCAGUGUAUCUGGUGCAUCUGUUGGUGUGCAGCAGUCCGAAUCCUCAGCGACAUUGUUAAUUGCUCCGUCAAUACCUCCUUUGCAUACUUCUCCAUUAUUGGCAUCUGUGCCAGUGAAUAAUCUACCAAACACACCAGUUAAAUUCACACCAUCAUUGCAGCAACAACAAACAGUUCCUGUAUCAUCCUCAUCUAGUCAACCACAAGCACAAUCAUCCGAAGAGACAAAACCAAUACGAAUGCCUCUUUUAACAACACCAGUUGAUUUCUCUAAGCCACCACCUCUGUCCAGUGCUACAGCACAACUGACGGCAUCCAACGUGCACACUUCACCGAAUUGUCAGUCAAUUUUUCAGCAAACAUUCAACGUUCCUCCACCAGUUAAAACUCCGUCAUCCUCAUGUGCUCCUGUCAAAGAACCUGUCUUCCCGUCAUCUUCUCAUCCAACUUUCUCACGUCCGAAUGGCGAUGCCAAACGAUCAUUCAAUGAAAGUGUAAGCCCUAUGAAGCCAAGAAUGUCAUCAGUUGCGAAAGAAACCUUCGUCGCAUCGUCACCUUACAAGGAACAUUUUGUGCGUUCAGAACGUCGACCGUUAGUAUCGACUCCUCCGGUGCAGCAGUCGUCACCAUCAGCACAGCGGCAGUCAGUAAUUGUUGCCGAGCAAAGUCAGUCAACACCAACCUCUCAAAAUGUUAUUCGAACUCUGAUGUCCGCUUUAGCAAUACCAACCUCAUCAUCAAAUACCAUCACCAACAAUAAAUCAAUGCUCCCAUCAAAUACAAUUUCAAAUCCAUCUGUUUGUACUGCAGCAGUAAUUGAUAUUAGUCAGCCACCACCGGGUGGCUCUAUCGUUAAUUCUCGUUCUGAUUCACCAGUACUGCUAGAUCGUUACGGAUGUCCACUGCCUGUACCAGCGAAACGAUCUGCUCUUAUUGAUCGAGUGCAGCCACAUACCACGAUGAUGGGAAAUGUGCUAUCAUCAUCUAAUUCAGAAGGCUUUCCAUCUAGAUCUGAUAUGGUUGCCCUGCGUAAGCCACCUACAGAUGUGAAAACUGAAGAAGAAGAUGCAGAACUGGUAGAUUUCAGUUGGCCGCCGGCAAAUAUUGAGGAUCAACAACGACUGAAAUCAAAUGGUACUCAUAACGAACACGCAGCACAAUUACAGGCGCAGCAAAAACAGGUGCAUUCAAGACUCAACUCUGCAUCGAAAUCAUCUGCACAACGAGCCGGCACGAGUGUAUCUGCUUUCAAUGAACACACCUCUGCAGCACAGUUUCAUAAGCAAAGGAAUACAAAUGCACAUCAUCCACAUCCACCAAAUAACGAUAUACCAAAUAGACCAUUAUCACUGAUCAGAAACCCACCUGCAGUUGUUCGAAUGCCACCGCCAUUCGGAAUGCCACCACCGUUCAGAAUGCGUGCGCAUCCACCGUUUCCUCUACGAAGGCCACCACCACCAGCAUCAUUUGCUCAUCGUGUACAAGCCAGUGGUGGUCGUGCGAUGAGGCCAACGUUUCGUCGGUAG
Molecule: messenger RNA, 3351 nt
Organism: Anisakis simplex (herring worm)
Lineage: Eukaryota; Metazoa; Nematoda; Chromadorea; Rhabditida; Anisakidae
Source: the annotation of a GenBank genome assembly